AUGACUGACGUGAAUGUAGAGCACCUGGAAUUUGGUCGGUCAGCUACAGUGCUGUGCUCUCCGCGGCUCAGAAAACACGCUACGAUGGGCGUAUGGCAGAUUCAGGUCAAUAUAUAAUAUAGUUUUUAUACUAACGCCGACGGGGCCUCGCCUCUACAACAGAGAUCACCUUCUCAACAAACGACCUCGCACUUCAAGGACCGAAAAGCCACGGUUUUGGGUGUUUCUUCACUGACGUUAAGCCGACUGAAACGCCAACACACUCGUGCUCUUCUGCUUCAGUACUCUGGGAUACGAAUAAAAUGACCGUUUGAUUAUUCUUUUUCGUCUUUCGCCUCUACCUCCUCUUUCGGUUUGUCAUCCAUUCCCCUCCCCUCGGCCAGUCCAUGGAUUCUACUAUGGUGGAUUCAAAUGCGACGAGGAGGACUCUUGCGGUCCCGGACGUAAAACCAUCGGAUCAGUACGAUUUUACUCGAGCCAAAAUAUGUGCUAGUCUGGGAUGGCUUCUGGCGAAAGCGUACGGAACUGCAGAGAAUGUUCCGGAGGACCUGCGAGACCCCUUCUACACCGACCAGUACGAGCAGGAGCACAUGAAGCCGCCGGUCACGCGCUUGCUGCAGUCCUGCGAGCUGUACUGUCGCGCCUACGGCCGGCUGCACGCGGCCGGGGCCCGCCCCGAAAACGCGGGGCCCUGCCGGGACGCCGCCGCCCUCCUGAGCCUCCUCGCCGGCCGCGGCGCGUCUCCUAGAGACCAGGACGCCAUGGUGACGGAGGCCGACCUGCGAGGCAAGCCAAUCAGAAUGAGUGCCCACCUGGCAGUGAUUGACUCACUGAUGGCGGUGGGUGCCAUGGAGACGGUGAGCACAGCGAAGAUUCCGCGCGGGGCGGAGCAGCUGGGGAGCAGGGCAGGCUGGGAGAACGCCCUGCUGUACUGGGUGAAUCGGGUGAAUCAGAAAUUGAGGGAUAUCACAGAGAGUACGGCCAGUACAGACCUGCAGUCCAGCCAGCCUUCUUGUCCUUCCCGUUGGUACUGGAAACUGGUCCCUGGCCGGUAUAAGAAGGAUAAGCUGCUAAACCGGCAGGCCUCCGCGUUGCCGUUGGUAACGGGAGUGAAGGACCUCUCGGAUGGGGUUGUCCUUGCAACUGUCAUCCACUUCUACUGCCCAACCCUGCUGAGCCUGGAGGAGGUUUGCGUGAAGGACACUAUGCUGGAAGCAGACAGCAUGUUUAACUUGCACCUUGUGCAGAAGUUCUGUGACACUUUCUUGGACAACUGCUGCCCCCUAGUGUUGGAGGACCUGCUGUACAGCCCGCCAAUUCUCAGGGUGAACAUCAUGAGCUUGGUGGCGGAGCUCCUGCACUGGUUCGAGGUCUGCAAGCCAGACUUUGUCCAACCCCUGGAAACCCUGGACCUGGCAGAUACCUCAGAGCUGAGCAACUACGCGAUGCCCAGCGGCGGGACCAACAACAGUGCCCCUCCUUCCAUCUUCAACCAGCCUUUCCUGCCUAUCUCAGCGAGCACGCCAGGCUCCAUUACACAGUCUACCUCAUUGUCAGAUGUAGGAACAAGCCGAACAUGGACCAAGAAGCCUUUCAGUCGUCCGCUCUCAGGGGUAUCCUUCAGUAUUCCCUUCGGCCUGGACAGCGAUGUGGACGUUGUCAUGGGCAACCCGGUGGGGGUGCCCCGCUCAGUCAGUUCGGACAACCUGCCCCGUGUCCCCUACAGCCCCUCCGAGGACCUCGCCCCCCUAGUCGGCAAGACCCCCGGGGCCCCCGUCCCCCACAACGGGCCCCUGUCCCAGCAGCGCGCUGCCUGGGGGGCCCAGCCCAGCCCCGCGCCACACGGGGAGGGGGCGGAGCUGCCCACCAUCGAGGAGGCGCUGCAGAUCAUCCACAACGAGGCCAAGCUGGAGCCCCGCCUCCACCCCGAGGGCGCGCCCGACGGGUUCUACCUGCACUCCCCCGACGACUCCGCCCACCUCAGCAGCUCCGCCCCCUCCCGCGCGGGGAUGCUGUACCGGCCGGGCGGGGCCGCCCGGGACCGCGACCGCCACGCCUCCGACGGCUCCCGCGACGACGACUCCGUCCUGCGGGACGGCAGCGUGGACUCGGACGCCUCCGAGGACCUGCCCAAAGCGCAGUCCAGCCCGACCACGCCCGCCUCCACCCGCUCCGCCCCGUCCACGCCGGGCUCCUCCCGGGGCCGGGACCAGCCCGACAGCGGCGUGAAGAUGACCAGCUUCGCCGAGCGCAAGAAGAAGCAGCCGCCGGCCGCGCCCGCCGGCGUCGCCCCGGGCGACGGCCCCGCCCUGAACACGGAGGUGACGGAGCUGGGGGCGCGGCUGGAGGAGAGGAGGCGGGCCAUCGAGGCGCAGAAGAAGCGGAUCGAGGCCAUCUUUCAGAAGCACCGCGAGCGUCUGGGGAAGAGCGCCCUGCUGCAGCUGAAGAAGCAGCAGGGCGAGGGCGGGGCCAGCGAGGUGGGCGGGGCCACCGAGGAGGCCGAGGAGGACCAGCGCAGGCUCUCCCUGGAGGAGCGGCUGGCGCGCAUCGAGGACGAGGAGCUGCAGGACGAAGGCCCCGACAUGGCUGGAGAGGAAGGGGCGGAGCCUCUGAGGAGAGAGAAAGGGGUGGGAUCGGGGGAGGAUGAGUCGGAGGACAAGGGGGCGGGGCCGAAGGAGAAGGGGGCGGCGCCGCUGGGGGACUAUAACAACGCGGUUUCGCAGCUGUCGGCGGCGCUCAGCUCUCUGAAGAGCGACAUGCAGCGCCUGUCCCUGCAGCAGAACCAGCUGAUCCGCAAGAAGACCCCGUCCGCCAACAAGGCCUGGGUCAUCCCCGCCAGCCCCAAAUCCCCCACGGCCUCCACGCCCCCCCCGCGCCUGUCCCGCGAGUCCACCCGCGACCUCCCCUCCCACUCCCCGUCCCCCUCCCGCAAGGCCAGCUACACCACGCCCCCCAAAUCUCCCCAGGUGUCCCACCGCCGGGCGCAGUCGGCCCCCCCCAAGAGCCCCAAACAGGCCCACGGCCGGCAGCUGGACCUGCGGGUGCCCCCCCUGACGCGGGUGCUCACCCCCUCGCACAACGUGGACAGCAUGCCCCGCCUGCGCAGGGUCACGCCCGGGCAGUGCCAGGUGCAGACCACCUCCACCUUCAGCAUCGGGACGCCCCGCCCCGCCCCCGCCCCCGCCCCCGCCCAGGACAGCGCCUCCGAGGCGGGCUCGGGCGAGGACCUGGAGCUGGAGGGGGGCGCCCUGCGGACGCCGGGCGGGGCGGGGGGCAGCUCCGGCGCCCCGUCCGAGUGCUCCUUCGAGAGCGACGUCCCCGCGGCGUUCGGCGGGAACCGCGGGAGCCUGAUCGAGAUCCCACUCGCCUCCCUGCGGGGGGGCCACGCCCACGACCCCGACGACGCCGACGCCUUCUCCGACUCCAUGAGCGACCAGAUGGAGCCCGAAACCAGAGGAGGGGUCGGCUUCUUCUUUAAGGAUGAAGCGCGACCGGAGGAUGAGAUGGCUCAGCGCAGGGCUGCUCUGCUGGAGAAACAGCAGAAGAGAGCGGAGGAGCUGAAAAGAAAGAGGGAGCUGGAGAGAGAGUCCAGGCCCUCCUCUUCGGAAGAGCGGCCCGGGACCCCCGGCACGCCCCCGGCGCCGCGCACCCCCCCAGCCGAGGCCACGCCCGUCCGGCGGGGGGACUUCACCAGGCAGGAGCACCAGCGCCGGCACCAGCUGAAGAUCAUGGAGGACCUGGACAAGGUCCUGAGGCAGAAGCCCACCACCGUGCGCGGCGUCAAGAAGCAGAGGCCCAAAUCGCUCUUCCGCGAUGACUCCGCCCUCUCCCGCAGCCCUGCCAAGGGCUUCAUGGGCAAUAAGAUGAAUAAGGUCUACUCCCACUCCUCCCACAACCUCUCCUCCCUGGCCAGUGACAGCACCAACACCGGAACUCUGACCGUCAGAAAAUCUCCAAGCCGGUCCCAUUCCCCUGCCAGGCUAAUGUCUCCUAGCCGGCUGUCCCAUCAGAACGGGGACAGGGAUUGGGACCUCGCCUCCACCGUCUCUUCCACUGCAUCAAUCCCAGAGUACCACGGGCCUAAGCUGUACAAGGAGCCGAGCUUUAAGUCCAACAAGUUCAUCAUCCAUAACGCCCUGUCCCGCUGCUGCCUGGCUGGGAAGGUCAACGAGCCGCAGAAGAACAAAAUACUGGAGGAGAUGGAGAAGUGCACGGCCAACCACUUCCUGAUCCUGUUCCGGGACUCCAGCUGCCAGUUCCGGGCGGUGUACGCCAUGAACCCGGAGACGGACGAGAUGGUGCUCGUGACGGGUGUCGGACCGCGCGUCAUCGCCGUGGAGACGGUGGAGUCCAUCUACAAGUACAGCUCGGACCGCAAGCAGUUCACCGCCAUCCCGUCCAAGACCAUGUCCAUGAGCGUCGACGCCUUCACCAUCCCCGGGCACCUGUGGAAGAGCCGGCGGCCGGGCACGCCCAAAAGACCCGGCACGCCCAAAUAACCCCCCCGCCCGCGCUCUCCACCCCGCGCGGGACGGCCCCUCGCCCGGCCUGCGCACGGCGACGCCCGCCCGCCC
Molecule: messenger RNA, 4574 nt
Organism: Anguilla anguilla (European eel)
Lineage: Eukaryota; Metazoa; Chordata; Actinopteri; Anguilliformes; Anguillidae
Gene: camsap3
Product: calmodulin regulated spectrin-associated protein family, member 3
Exons: 18
Coding region: 387-4499 (1370 amino acids)
Biological process (GO): cytoplasmic microtubule organization; negative regulation of microtubule depolymerization; neuron projection development
Cellular component (GO): microtubule minus-end
Molecular function (GO): calmodulin binding; microtubule minus-end binding; spectrin binding
Source: RefSeq, a predicted model, not a curated record